AUGACGAAAACCACAGCCCAACAAGCCACCUCUGAACAAACCAAGCAAACCACGCUCGAUAAAGAUCAGAUGGUGGAAGCCAUAAGAAAAGAGCUGGAUGAGGUAAGGAGUGCUAUGAAAACUGCAAUAAACCCUGGUGGCAUGCUUAAGAAGACAAGCUCACCUUUCAUUGCCAAGGUACUCGAGUGCGCUCUUCCCCUCAAGUUCAAACUUCCACAAUUGGAGAUCUACGACGGCAUGAAAGAUCCUCUUGAUCACAUUGGCGCAUUCAAAACAAUCCUAGACCUUCAACAAAUACCAGAUGAGUUAAGCGACUCUUUUGUUCAUCACUUCAUUAGUGGCGAGUGGCACAAAAGGCUCACUUCAUACUUGCUGACCGUAAAGCAACAAGAAGGAGAAACCCUAAGGGAAUAUGUAAGGCGCUUCAACGAGGCAGUGCUAGAGAUUGACAAAGGCGAUGACCAGGUUAUAAUGAUGACCUUCCAAGCAGGGCUGGUCGAUCCAGAUCUCACUUCCUCUCUAGGAAAAACCACACCAACGUCAAUGGCAGACCUGUUGUUCAAAAUCCAGAAGUGUGUGAAUGAGGAAGAUGUCUUGGCCAUCAAGAGCCUAACAGGUAAGCAAAAGAAGGAUGAGGAGAUUGAUUUGCAGAAUGGAAAGAAGGACUGUAAACUCAAUCUAUCAGACAACCGAACUAGAAAGACUAGCCUAGAGACGAUAAAGAAGAGAUUGAACUUUAUACCUCUAUUGAUGCUUGUUGAUAAGAUUCUCAUACAAAUUAAGGACGACCUAAUCCUAAAGUGGCCAAACCCCUUAAGCUCGAGGCCAAAAGGCAGAAAUUUUUGGAAGUACUGCCGAUUCCAUGAAGGUUAUGGUCAUUCCAUUGAUGAAUGUCGUGAAUUGAAUGGGCAAAUUAGGGAACUCAUUCAGAGAGGCAAACUCCAAGAGUUCAUCAAAAAGGAUUAUUAG
Quercus robur (English oak) is the source of this 969-nucleotide messenger RNA. RefSeq lists its product as uncharacterized. The transcript has 2 exons. The record is from RefSeq and is a predicted model, not a curated record. Lineage: Eukaryota; Viridiplantae; Streptophyta; Magnoliopsida; Fagales; Fagaceae. Bases 1 to 969 code for a protein of 322 amino acids.